CUUAUCCUCUCUCUCUCUCUCUCUCUCUCUCUCUCUCUCUCAUUUUAAAAGCACUUCCAACUCCAGAUUUUCAUUUACAAAUCUCUUUCCAUCCUCAGAUUCUUUUUCUUUCUUUCAUCGCUUCUCUUUCUCCUUCAAUCAUCGGAUUUCAACGAAGAGAUAUGAAUUGAAAUACAUCCAAUGAAAUUCAUUCCCAUUUUGGAGAGAAAUCCCAAGAACAAUGAAAGAUAGAAGUUCAAAUUGAAACGAGAGCAUUUUCUCAGAAACGCUUUGAAAUUGGAAUCUGAUGCUGGUGGAUUUCAGUAGAAAUUGAAAUUCUCAUUCGAAAAUGGCUCCGAAAACGGGAAAAGCGAAACCUCACAAAGCCAAGGGAGAGAAGAAAAAGAAGGAAGAGAAAGUUUUGCCCACUGUGCUCGACGUUACUGUGGAAACCGCCGACUACUCUCAAGUGACACUCAAGGGAAUCUCGACGGACAGGAUCUUGGACGUCCGCAAGCUGCUAGCAGUACACGUGGAGACCUGUCACCUCACCAACUACUCGUUUUCCCACGAGGUCAAAGGGCCGAGGCUGAAAGACUCGGUGGAAAUCGGCUCCCUCAAACCCUGUGUUCUCCGUGUGAUAGAAGAGGAGUAUACGGAAGAACAGUCAAUUGCACACGUGCGUCGACUCCUGGACAUCGUCGCUUGCACUACUUUCUUCUCCUCCUCUAAACAUGCAUCAGCAGCAUCAUCGAAAUCAUCAGAAGGUGGGCCCACCGCAAACACUAGCAAAGACGGGAAAUCAGAACCGCACGUUGGCGGGGAUGAUGUGGCGAAGGACGUCGCGGCGGAUAAGGGCGACAUAUCGUCCAUGUGCCCGCCUCCCAAACUUGGAGAGUUCUAUGACUUCUUCUCCUUUUCCCAUCUCACACCCCCCUUGCAAUAUAUUAGGCGUUCAUCGCAGUCAUUUGUUGAUGAUAAGGAAGACAAUUUCUUUCAAAUCGAUGUGAGGAUUUGCAAUGGGAAGCUGGUGACAAUCGUCGCUUCCCGAAAGGGGUUUUACCCAGCUGGAAAACAGCUUCUUCUGAGCCAUUCAUUGGUAGGUUUGCUGCAGCAGAUUAGCCGGGCCUUUGACAGUGCCUACAAAUCCCUUAUUAAAGCUUUCGCAGAGCACAAUAAGUUUGGGAAUCUUCCUUAUGGCUUCCGCGCAAACACAUGGGUUGUCCCUCCUAUUGUUGCUGAUGCUCCAGCUGUUUUCCCUCCUCUACCUAUGGAGGAUGAAAAUUGGGGUGGAAAUGGUGGUGGCCAAGGACGAGAUGGGAAGCACGAUCAAAGACAAUGGGCUAAGGAAUUCUCAAUUCUGGCAGCCAUGCCAUGUAAAACACCUGAGGAGAGACAAAUCCGAGAUCGGAAAGCAUUCCUGCUUCACAGUCUAUUUGUCGAUGUCUCUGUUUCGAAAGCUGUCGAGGUGAUCCAAUGUCUCGUUGACAGUCAUAAGUGCUUGAAUGAGACUCCAAAUGGUAAUCCAAACUCAAUUUUGCACGAGGAACAAGUUGGCGAUUUAAGGAUUAAUGUAACAAGAGAUCCGCCCGAUGCAAGCAUGAAGUCGGAAUGUAAGAAAGAUGGAAGUCAGUCUCCAGGAAUGUCAGACAAGGAGCUUGCUCAGAGGAAUUUAUUGAAAGGAAUAACUGCAGAUGAGAGUGCGGCAGUUCAUGAUACUGCUACCUUAGGUGUUGUAGUUGUUAGGCAUUGCGGAUACACAGCUGUUGUAAAAGUUCCAGUUGAGGUCAAUUUGGAGGGGCAUCCUAUACCUCAGGACAUUUACAUUGAAGAUCAACCUGAAGGAGGUGCCAAUGCCUUGAACGUCAAUAGCUUAAGAAUGCUACUGCACAAGCCAUCAAUGCCUCAAUCAUCUACCAGUGUCCAGCGCCCACAAUGUGCAGGUUCUGAAGAUUUACAGUCUGGUAGGUCUCUGGUGAGGAAGGUUCUAGUGGAUAGUUUGAUGAAGUUACAAGGAGAAGCUACUAAGCAGAGAACGCCAAUCAGAUGGGAGCUCGGAGCAUGUUGGGUGCAGCAUUUACAAAACCAGGCUUCAGGGAACACUGAGUCUAAGAAAAGUGAAGAUGCUAAAGUGGAGCCCGCUGUUAAAGGUCUAGGGAAGCAAGGCGGACUGUUAAAGGAGAUUAAGAAGAAGAUAGAUGAAAAGAGCAACAAAGCCAAUAUGUCAAAGGAAAAUUCUACUUGUACUGGCCUCGACUCAAGCAAGAAAGAAACCACAGAUACUGCUGACCAGAAGGAAUUAGAGAAGCAAGACUUGGAGAAGGAAGUGAUGUUACGAAAAGCGCUUUCUGAAGCAGCAUUUUCACGCCUAAAAGAAUCAGAAACUGGUCUUCAUCUCAAGUCACCAGAUGAGUUGAUAGAGAUGGCGCAUAAAUAUUAUGCUGAUACUGCAUUGCCGAAACUGGUGACGGAUUUUGGUUCCCUCGAACUUUCACCAGUUGAUGGGAGGACAUUGACCGAUUUUAUGCAUACAAGGGGUUUGCAAAUGCGUUCUUUGGGACAUGUGGUUGAACUAGCAGAUAAGCUCCCCCACGUACAGUCAUUAUGCAUCCAUGAGAUGGUUGUUCGAUCCUUCAAGCAUAUACUGCAAGCAGUAGUGGCUGCAGUUGAUAACAUUUCUGACUUGGCUGCAUCCAUAGCUUCAUGUUUGAAUAUCUUGCUUGGAACCCCGCUAGUUGAAAAAGCUGAUACAGAUUCAAAUAAUGAUGAUAUCCUUAAGUGGAAGUGGGUGGAAACCUUCCUCUUGAAGAGAUUUGGAUGGAAAUUAAAAGAUGAGAGUUGCCAUGACUUGAGAAAGUUUGCCAUUCUUCGUGGGCUUUGCCACAAGGUUGGACUCGAGCUAGUUCCUAGGGACUAUGAUAUGGAUACUCCAUCUCCAUUUAGGAAGACAGAUAUCAUCAGCAUGAUUCCUGUAUAUAAACAUGUAGCGUGCUCAUCGGCAGAUGGGCGCACACUGUUGGAAUCGUCCAAGACUUCAUUGGAUAAAGGCAAACUGGAGGAUGCUGUUAACUACGGCACUAAGGCACUUUCGAAACUUGUCGCGGUAUGUGGUCCUCACAAUCGAAUGACAGCAGGAGCAUAUAGCCUUUUGGCUGUAGUGCUUUACCAUACUGGAGAUUUUAACCAGGCAACCAUCUAUCAGCAAAAGGCUUUAGAUAUCAAUGAGAGGGAGCUUGGACUCGAUCAUCCAGAUACAAUGAAAAGUUAUGGGGAUCUUGCUGUUUUCUAUUAUCGCCUUCAACACACUGAAUUGGCCUUGAAAUACGUCAAUCGUGCAUUGUAUCUUUUGCACCUAACUUGUGGCCCUUCGCAUCCAAACACUGCUGCUACUUACAUUAAUGUGGCAAUGAUGGAAGAAGGCCUGGGCAAUGUCCAUGUUGCUCUCAGGUAUCUGCAUGAAGCUCUCAAAUGUAACCAAAGACUUCUUGGAGCUGAUCAUAUUCAGACUGCAGCCAGUUAUCAUGCCAUUGCGAUCGCUCUGUCUCUGAUGGAAGCCUACUCACUAAGUGUCCAGCACGAGCAGACCACUCUACAGAUCCUGAAGGCCAAACUUGGAACAGAAGAUCUUCGGACACAGGAUGCUAAUGCAUGGCUUGAGUACUUUGAGUCCAAGGCCUUGGAGCAGCAAGAAGCUGCCCGCAACGGCACUCCAAAGCCAGAUGCCUCUAUUUCCAGCAAAGGCCACCUCAGUGUAUCAGACCUUCUGGAUUACAUAAACCCAGAUGCAGAUCUGAAAGGAAGAGACCUCCAAAAGAAACAAGCACGUGCAAAGAUCAAGGGCAGGCCGGGCCAGAACCAGCAGGAAAUGGCCACUGACGAAUCCCAAAAUGAUGCUGCUACACUGCCAACAUACUCUGUUACAGAAACCUCCAGUGAUAAAGAAAACAACAUGGAAGUCCAGUCCGUUGAAUCCAGGGAUGCCAGACCUGUUGUUAGUAUAAAAGACGAGCCUGUAUUGCACCAACUGGAUGAAAUCGCAGACGUCUCUGAUGAAGGAUGGCAAGAAGCUGUCCCGAAGGGACGAUCUACGACAAGCUCCAAAUCUUCUAGUUCGAGAAGACCAAGCCUGGCGAAACUGAAUCCAAAUUCAAUGAACAGCUCAGAAUCCAUACGCUAUAGAGGAAGGCCCACGAACUUCCCUUCCCCAAAAAAGUCACCAACUGAGGCUGUGUCCCCAGCAACUGUUCCCAAAAAACUAGUUAAGAGUUCAAGUUUCAAUCCAAAACUAACUGCGCCGGCCAUCUCCACUAAUUGCACAGAUAAAUCUACUAACCCGAAGUCAGCACCACCUAGCCCUGCUUCUGCCACCCAACCUGCCAAGUUGGCUCCUCUGAAAAGUCCGAUAGGCAUCCAGUCUGGUGGAAAGCUUCUGUCCUACAAAGAAGUAGCAGUGGCUCCACCUGGGACAAUUGUAAAGGCCAUGGCUGAGCAACGGCCAAAAGAAAAUCAUCAAGAUGAGCAGAAUUCUCAGGUAAGUAAAGAAUCAACAACGGUCGAAUCGACUCAAGGCGAGCUGGCAGCAGCAGUUAAGAUUGAAGAAAAGGAAAAGGCUCAGAGUUCAGCUGCAGAAGAGCUAGAGGUAGCAACUUCCUGUCAGGAAACAGAAACCCACAUAGCAGAGGAAAGAGAAGAGGCAGCAGAAUCCUCUCAGGAAUUACAUAAUGCUGUCAUUGAGGAAAAAGAGGCGGAAGCAAUGGAAGCUGCUGUGGUAGAAUCCAAGAGUUCUGAUCCAAUUAUAGAAUCAAAUGCAGUUUCUUCCAAACCCGAAAUGUCAGAAACAAGAAGCAUUGUUGAUAAGGAAUGCCAAUCUGUUUCAUCUGAAGGAAUGCCUCCAUCAGUAGAGAAAGAUUGUGCUGUUGUUGAAGAUAAAGUGAAGGAGCAAGGAGAUGAGAAUGCACACCAUCUAUCCAACAGGUCCGGAAACGAGAAGCCUCUUCCAAGCGAAGGGGAAAAGCAGAAUGAAGUUGUCGAGACCAUGAAAGAGACGGGCCGGAAACUCUCUGCCGCCGCACCUCCGUAUAAUCCAUCAAUGAUUCCAGUUUUCGGGUCUGUUCCAAUCCAGGCUUUCAAUGAUCAUGGAGGUAUUCUGCCUCCACCAGUGAAUAUCCCACCAAUGCUGACUGUUAAUCCCGUCCGUAAAUCUCCCCAUCAGUCACCAACGGCGCGGGUCCCGUAUGGCCCACGUCUCUCCAGCAGUUAUAAUCGAUCAGGGAAUCGGGUUCCGUGGAGCAAGCCUAAUUUGCAGAAUGGAGAACAUGGUGGUGAUGGGAAUCGCUUGAGUUCUAUCAUAAUGAAUCCACACGCUGCUGAGUUCGUACCAGGCCAACCGUGGUCACCCAAUGGUUUCCCGGUGUCACCAGAUGGAUUUCCGGCAUCUCCAAAUGGUAUUCCUGUGUCUCCGAAUGGCGUCCCAGUAAAUCCUGACUGUAUUCCUGCAACUCCAAAUGGUUUUCCGGAGAGCCCAAACAGUCUACCAGUGUCGCCUACACCCGCUACUGAAAUCAGUGAAAGCCAAAUCCAAGGAGAAACGAAGGCUAAUGACAUUCCUUCUAUUGAAGUGAAAGAAGAGAAUGCAGCGCAAAAAACAGAUGAAUCUGAAGACAAUGGAGAGUCACAUAUCGAAACCGAACAAAACCCAACUUCCAUCAUCACCGUCGCCUCAGAAGAUCACUCGGUGGUGGCCAGCGAAGCUUGCAUUGAUUUGAAAAACAAUGAAAAACCAACAAAAUGUUGGGGUGAUUACAGCGACGGUGAAGCUGACACUGUCGAGGUUACGAGCUAGAGAAGAAAAAAAAAGUAGAUCGAUUUGUGUUGAGUAACUAUGCAAAUUCACAUCAUCUGUAAGUUAAAUGAGCACGACAAGGAAUUGCAAAUAAAAAAUGAGAGAGAGAGAGAGAGAGAGAGAGAGAGAGAGAGUCUUGAAUAAUAUCGGAAGCGGAGGCUUCCCGAGUAUGCACAUUACACGUAGAGAAGCACAAGAAGCUGCAGAUCAUCCAUUUUCUAAAUUGUAAGGCAGCGAAGAAGGUAUGAAAAUUAUCUGUUAUAAGUUUUUGUAAUAUGAUGGUGCGGCCUGCUUUCUAUGAUUUUGCAGCAGUGAUUGAAGGAGAGAUGCUAGGACUUGGCAGAUUUCUAAGUUACAUGUCUUUGCUCCUUUGUGGUUACUGUGAAAGAAAUCUGCAGAAAGACAGUCAAAGUAGUUACCUCUUUUUCUUUCAUUUUUCACUUUGGUUGAUGUUUUUCCAUGUCAGUAGUUUAUACAAGGAGAGCUUGAAUUUGCA
This is a messenger RNA of Magnolia sinica, 6317 nucleotides long. Its product is annotated as protein REDUCED CHLOROPLAST COVERAGE 2-like. The coding region runs from base 329 to 5821 and encodes 1830 amino acids. Gene Ontology annotation, molecular function: protein binding. The transcript has 23 exons. Gene Ontology annotation, biological process: organelle organization. NCBI's taxonomy places the organism in Eukaryota, Viridiplantae, Streptophyta, Magnoliopsida, Magnoliales, Magnoliaceae. The record is from RefSeq and is a predicted model, not a curated record. Gene Ontology annotation, cellular component: cytoplasm.